This is a messenger RNA of Mercenaria mercenaria, 1272 nucleotides long. RefSeq lists its product as uncharacterized. Bases 133 to 1233 code for a protein of 366 amino acids. Gene Ontology annotation, biological process: protein ubiquitination. Gene Ontology annotation, molecular function: metal ion binding; ubiquitin-protein transferase activity. The transcript has 10 exons. The record is from RefSeq and is a predicted model, not a curated record. Lineage: Eukaryota; Metazoa; Mollusca; Bivalvia; Venerida; Veneridae.
UUACCUAGGCACUAUAGUACAGUGCACUUCAUCUUUCUUGUAUUUAGGCAAUAUAUCUCUCCAACAAAUUUAGCACAUGUCAUUUUCACAGUGUUUACAAUCGGAUUAUUUCUCUCACUAUUUACUGAAGAAAUGACUGUAAACAUACUGCUCCUCGGCGUUGUAACAGCACUAUUUUCAGAAGAAAUUUAUUUGGGCGAGGCAUUGACAUGUCUACAUUGUAAUGGUGUUUAUCAGCCAAGACAUUGUCGAGCAGUUGUUGAUUGCUUCAAAGGAGAAUUGUGUGGAGUUGAAAAGGUGCUAAACAACUACGGGGACUUUGUGUACAAUCUUGGCUGUGUAUCUGCAGCGGAAUGUAGCAACAAUCAUGCCGUAAACAAAAGCAACACGGAGGCGUGCAGAAAUUGCUGCGAGUCGGAUCUGUGCAAUUCUGAAGGUUGUGGAGAGCCAGGUUAUCCCGUGUCAAGAGGCCCUGUCUGUUACAGCUGUUCAGUUUAUAGAGAAGGCCGACACUGCCACAACAUAGACUUUUGCAAAAUUGGAGAGAUGUGCCUAUUUCAAGAAACAGUAGAAUUUGGAGACUCGAUUAUAACAGUUCAAUGUACCAAUGCGCAUUCCUGUCAGGAAAAAGACCAUUCUAUACUAGUGGGAAGAAAUGCAGAUUACAAACAAAUGGAUGCACGGACAACAGAACAACAUAUUUGCGAGGCAUGCUGCUCUGACGACCUCUGUAACAAAGACUGCAAUACUGCUCAUAAAUCUGGCAAUACCUUUGCCGUUGAAACUACCUCAUCAACAUUACCCACAACUACUAAAAGCACAAUGUGGACAACUAAAAAACCAACAGCUGUAACAACAACAACAACAACAACAACAACAACAGCAACGACACGAUCAAGUAAAUCUCCGUAUAUAACUACAACUACACCUUCAACGGGUCAUUCUUUUCAAUCCACAACAUUUGGUGUUAUACCUACUACGGUCAUUGGUGGUAAUAGCGUUCUUGCUAUAUUCGGACCAGAUAUAGUUACAUACAUGCGCUUUAAUAUAACACGUGUUGUCCGUGGCAAAGACUGGAAAUGGGGUGAACAGGACGGCCAUACAGCUGGAACAAUAACAAAGUGGGAUAGCACUCCACAUUGGGUAGAUGUUGAAUGGGACAGCGGUAGCAGUAACAGCUACAGAAUGGGGGCUGAAGGUGGAAAGUAUGACCUAUAUAUAGUGUCACUUUAAAAAAGAAGAAAAAAUAAAGUAUGUAAAGAAAUUGAUCAU